Molecule: messenger RNA, 135 nt
Organism: Eriocheir sinensis (Chinese mitten crab)
Lineage: Eukaryota; Metazoa; Arthropoda; Malacostraca; Decapoda; Varunidae
Exons: 2
Source: RefSeq, a predicted model, not a curated record
AUCUCUUCGUCUCUCCCUCCCUCCCUCUCUUUCCCUCCCUCCCCUUCUUCCUUUUCUCUCUCUCUCUCUCUCUCUCUCUCUCUCUCUCUCUCUCUCUCUCUCUCUCUCUCUCUCUCUCUCUCUCUCUCUCUCUCU